GCUUUAUUAUUUGUGUUAGGAAGGAAAGACGAAGAGAAUUUUUAAGGAGACUUGGGGACUUGGGGAAAAAAAUAGAUUGGAAAGAGCCAGAAGAAAAACGACACAGCGCUGAGUCUGCAGAAAAGACGGCUUUUUUAUUUCGACAAAAAGAGUCUGGCAGUGAUUAAGUCACCAUGACAACAGAACUGCAGGAAAUCGCCAUUACUGAGGAGAAGCCUUUACUCCCAGGGCAGAUGGACCCAGUGAAGGAAGCAGAACUUGCUGCCAGAAUUCUGCUGGAUCAAGGGCAGGAGCACAGCAUUGAGACCCCCUAUGGUAUGAUCCACGUAACCAUUCAUGGCACCCCAAAAAGCCGACGCCCUGCUAUUGUGACCUAUCAUGAUGUUGGACUGAACCAUAAGAACUGUUUUGAAGCCCUGUUUAAGUAUGAAGAAAUGUAUGAAAUUACCAAAAACUUUCUGGUAUGCCACAUUGAUGCCCCAGGACAGGAAGAGGGGGCUGCAGCAUUCCCGUCUGGCUAUCUGUAUCCCUCCAUGGAUCAACUGGCAGAAAUGAUCCCUUGUGUUCUGCAGUAUUUCAAUUUCCGCAGCAUAAUUGGAGUUGGAGUUGGAGCUGGGUCUUAUGUCCUUGCCAGGCACAUGCUGAACAGCCCUGACACGGUUGAAGGACUGGUUCUGAUUAACAUGGAUGCAAAUGCCAAAGGUUGGAUGGACUGGGCAGCACAUAAGCUGACAACUCUGACCUCGACGCUUACCGACAAGCUUCUUACUCACCUUUUCAGUCAGGAAGAACUGUCCAACAAUACGGAGCUGGUGCAGACUUACAAAGAAAACAUCUCGCAUGCCCCCAACCUGUCCAAUAUAGAACUUUUCUGGAAGAGCUACAACAGUCGUCGGGACCUUGAUAUCGAUAGAGGAAGCUCUUUAAAAUGCCCAGUCCUGCUAGUGGUAGGAGACCAAGCUCCUCAUGAGGAUGCUGUGGUGGAAUGCAAUGCCAAACUUGAUCCUACACAGACUUCCUUCCUCAAGAUGGCUGAUUCUGGUGGACUUCCUCAGCUCACACAGCCUGGCAAGCUUACUGAAGCCUUCAAAUAUUUUGUGCAGGGAAUGGGAUACAUGGCUUCUGCCUGUAUGACACGCCUGUCUCGAUCCCGCACAGCCUCCCUGUCCAGCUCCUAUUCGAUUGAUGGAACACGAUCUCGUUCCCGCACCCUGUCCCAGGGCAGUGAGGCCGGCCAGGUGGCCUCAAGCCCCUCCCAGACCAUGGAGGUUUCGUGUUAGAGAGGACCCCCUCCUGGACACUGCCAGGAACUGCAGUGAGUCCUCCUCGGAUCUGAUCUACUGUACCAACGUGACAAUGUUAGCCAUCUCAAAGGAAGGAAACUGCAUUACUACACAAGAGUUACUCACAAGAGGCAUUUUAAAGAUCAACGAUCAAAGAAAUGUUUUUUUUUUAUUGUUUCUCUUUUGUUUGUUUUUAUUUUCUUUUUUGUUUGUUUUAUUUUUGCGUGUUAAUAGCUCUGUGUGGACUUCAGAAUAGGUCUGGACAGAUUGACCAUUCAGUGAUACACAUUUUUAUGAGGAUGACAAAACUUCUUAUUUGUAGACUCCGACUCCUAUUCAGCCCUAAUCAGGCACACGUUGUCUUUUAAAACCAUUGCCUUGAUGAAUACAUACUCUGAGUCUGAGUUUAUUUUUAAUAGAUGAAGUAACCGAUUGAUUGAUUGAAUAAUUAAUGGUGGUACAGCACCUAGGUUUGCUGCCUCACAAAUCAACAGCCCAUGAUUCAAAGCCCGGCUUGAUCACCAUCUCUUUAGAGUUUGCAUGUUCUCCCUAUGUGUAUGUGGGUGUUUUUCCGGGUGGUCUUUUUUUUUUUUUUUUUUUCUACAUCCCAUAAAUAUGCAGGUUAACCUAACUGGCCUGGUGUGAGUAGAUUGCCCUGCAUUGGACUUGUGUCCUGGUUCAGGGUCGACUCCUACCUAGCACUCAGUAAUCUAAAUAUGCUACGUUCCCCACUUCAGAAAAUUAAAUUAAGCAAUCAAUCAAUUAAAUAAUUUUCCAGGUAUAAAAAAAAUUAAUUUGAGAAGUCUCCAGUUAAAAAAAAAAAAAAAAAUGCAGACCUAUUCUAAAUUUUACCACGAGAGUUUUAAACACUUUUUUUAUAACAACAAUAAUAAUAUUGGUAGUGAUUAAAAUUAAAUAAUAAAAAUAAUAAUGAUUAAAUCUUAUAACUAUAAUAAUUAAUAAAAUGUAAUUUUCAUGCUCCUUGCUCUUUUUAAAUCUAACUUUUUUGGCAACAAAAUGGUGCAUAUACAUACAUAAAUAUAUAUAUAUUUUUUCAACCAGAAAUGUGGCAUGUUCAUUUACAUUAACUUUACUUUUGUUGUUUGUUUCUUGGAAGCAUUCGCCCUUUUUUAUUUCUCCUAUUUAUCUCUCUCACUCUCUGUUUCUCUUGCUCUCCCACAUUCUGUCUCUAUAAAUGCAUGCCAUGUCAUUUCUUUUUUUUUAUUAAUCCAAGCAUAAGUAACAUAAAGUUAAAAAUGAAGCAUAGAACUGGGGUUUUGGUUUUUGACAUUGGACUAUUAUAAAUAAAACCUAAAUGAUUAGUGCUUCCAUUAUAUUUUGUAUGCUUAUUACAAGGGGGAGAUCAAGUGUAGAGCAACUUUGUGUCAUUUUUAUAUAUGUGUCUACGUAUAGUCUUCUCCCCAUGGUCUGAUUUAUCUGUCUGUAUGUUUGCUCACCGAAUUUGGCCUUAAAGGGAAGUUACCAGUGGAGGGAGAGCAUUUUAAGGUAUUGGAUUAAAAAAACCACGCAUGUGACCCAGUCAGAUUAAGGUCAGAGUAGAUCCAACUCUUUAUAAAAUUCGGGCUUCUUUAUUUUAGGCUAGAAAAUGUUUUCCUGUCGUGGCAUGGAAACAAGUACAUUGAAGGCAGUUUUAGAAUUUUUGCGGCUCACCUCUUCUUCUAUGGAGUUUCUAGUUUUGAGGAUAUGUUCAACAAGGCUCACUAGCCUAUAAAUGUGCCCUUCAAACGUAUAGUCGAAAUGCAGCAGUCGGGACUAAUCAAUCUUUCUUUUAUCCAGCACACACUUUCAAAGUUCAACUAAAUGAAUAAUCAUGAGGAGAUGAACGUGUAUAAACAACAGGGUAACAUUUGAACGCCGCUUCAUUUCAGACCACCAUGCAGAUGCGCCUAUGGCAAAUCACCUGCUGCUUUCGUGCAGCUUUUUAUUUCUGUUCAUAUUCCGUUGGGAUUUAAAGGUGAAGAUGUCCCAACAUUUUUUUUUUAAUUUGUUUAUAUUUUUGUUAGAUAAUUCAAAUGAUGAAUCUCUGCUCUUUUCCUCCCUUCUUACUCAUUACUUUUUAGGCUGUAUCUUUUAAGAAUCUAAUUGGUGGGUUAAAUGGAGCGCUCCAUUGCUUUCUUCCUUUCACAAAUCCAUCUUAACAAGAGAAUCAAUGAAGGCAGGCAAUUUUAGGAAAUUAAUUGCCAUAUGUAGGUGAGAAGUGAUCCAAAGUGGUUGUCUGCUCUUUAACUGCACCGGGAAGCUUUAGCAGACUACUUUCUAAUUGUAUUUUUCUUUACUUGCAAUACAGAAGUAUAAUAUUAAACUUUGUAUUCACCUGAUUCAUCUUAUCUUAUUAUUUUUUCCUACUUGUCACCAUCUAAUGUAGAAUGUCACUUUCUCUGGUCCACCAUAUGAACAUUUCCUUUCCAUGUAAGUUUAAAAUUUUUUCUUCCUUAUUGUUUCUAACAAUAGAGCUACAACAAGCUAAUAAAACACAUAUAUUUGUUUUUAAUAAUCCAAUAACCUGAAGCAGAUUUUUAACACAAAUCCUGACAUUCAUUAUAGCAAACCAGAGAUAAUGCUUUGAAAUUUGAGACAUGUCAAAAAUAGUACAUUCAAAAAUAAAAAACAGUACUUAUGUGUAACUUAUAACCUUGUUCUGAAAAUGUCCUGCUGUGACUAUACAUACUCGACAAAAAUACAGCAUGUGUGUAGCCCCUUUCUUGUGAAAUGAAACCUCUUGUUACUAAAAGAGGACCAGAAAACUCAUGAUCUUAAAGUUACUAAUAUUAAUAAAUUAAACUUCACAGUUUAAAUAUUGGAAUGUGUCUUGAAUCUUAUUAUUUAAGAAAUACACCAUUUCUUUCUACUGACAUUCUAUCUGCUUGUCUUAAUGAUAGUUUAUGAUUGCAACAAACAAAACAGUCCACAUAGUACCAACAGGUAUUUCUGGAAGUUUCCUGAGACAUUCAACACAUAUAUCAUUUUUUCCAGUGUGUCCUGGGUGUGCCUGUAGGAAUUCUCCAAGUGAAGUGUUCCCGGUACACUUCCGAUGUCAGGUAUCAAUGGGGCAUCUUCAUAAUAUACCCAAACCACUUCAUCUAGCUAAAUAUGGAGAGGCAGUAAAGUUUGUCUCAAAGUGUUAGCCCAGCAGCUCAGCACAUAUUCAUGUGAAAUCAGCGAUGUGGGCUCCCCAUCGGUAAGGCACUAGGUGGUGGGCAUACGUGAUGGCUUAUGCAAAAUGGACUUAGACAUGCUAGACAUUGACAAUGGUAACCUGCUUUUGGAAUGUGAAUUUUUAAACAAAUGCUUGCUUUCACUCUUCACUUCUAUAUUUUUAAUUUAAAGUUUGUAGUCCACCAGUGUGAACAGUCUGCAUUUAGAAUCAGUUUUCUUAUAGAAUUGUGCAAUCAAUGAAGAAAUCCUCCCAUAAUUAAAAUAUAAAGUUGCUCUUUGAGCCUUGAUGCUGUACACUAGGGACUACAAUUCAGUUUUGGCUUUUUUCAUGUGAAUUAACCAUCUGAAAUAUCAAAAUGUACUGUACUGUAUGUUUUAAGAACUAAGCUAACAACUGAGAAUAGAAUAUUCAUUUUAAUAAAAUCAGUUACUUAAACAAAUACAAGGAUGUAAUUUAAAGACGCAUGCACCAUACCCAGACAGUAACUGAACAUUUUUGUAUUAAAAAAAACAUAAAGCAGUACCUGAAGAAUCCCUGUUUCUAGAUAUUUUGGUCUGAAGGUUCUAUUUGGGUCCACCAUAUUAUCUUCACUGCACCUACUGUAGUUAUAGCUAUGCACUACAUUGAAAUGCCUAGCAUUGUAAAACCCAGUAUUUUUCCAAUUUGUAAUUCUCAUUAAAUUAAACCUUAUUUUGAGAUGGACUCUUGACUUUUUUUUUGAAGAUUAUGCUCUCUAAUGCAGUCCCAAAUAAAGUACUAACAUAAUUGAGUGUAUAUGUUAUAUCAAUGCAGAUUUGACAAAAAGUUCACACGGCUGGUCUAUGUGCAGGUUCAGAGUUAUGUGAGCUGGGUGGUUUGUGUUGCUACAAGUCAUGUGGUAUGGUUCAGCUGAAUUGUGGCUGUUGAUUUUGCUUUCAGCAUUCCAUGUUUUGGCUGUCCUGGAUGUACUGAAGAAUUGAUAAGGAUCUAGUGAUCACCGUUGCCGGUGUAUUAAACUUUAAAGUGCUUGAAGUUCAGUCUAAUAGGCCAAAGAUACUGAAUAAGGCUUUGUGGGGCGGUUAAUACAGAUAUACAAGCCAUUAACCAAGAAAUGAUCUGCACCGAUAGCAUGUGAGGUUCAAAUAAGAUUUCCAACUCUUUGAAUUGAACCGAGGCAACAUCACAUAAUACAGGAUAUCUUGCAUGCUUAGGCCUAGUCUUCUUCUUUUCUCUUAAAACUUGUUUUACAGUAUUAACUAUGAAACAUGGGAGUAUUGGCAAACCUACCAUGAGCCCGAUGACCUUUAUAAUUUGGACAGGAAACAAGAAAUUAUUUACUCAGAAGACAUUUAUAGAUUCUUGUUGAGUUCUGUAGCAUAUUGCCAUUGCAAAGUUCAAGUCCUACUUCAUGUUGUAACAAAUUAAUGUUGAAGAACAUAGCUGUUUUCCGAGUGGAAAAUAAAGGAAACUCCAGUUUCAUCUCAUCAAACACAGUAUUAAUAUUGAGAAAAAGCACUGCCAAAUUCUUGUUACCUUUUUUUAAACAAGAUAUCGCUCAAAAUGGCACUCUCAAAUCUGAAAAGCAGACUCUGCAUUAAUAGAAAAACACUAAGCUGAUGACAGAGAAUGAUGAUCUGAGAUGUUGAAGGAAAUCAGGAAAACUUGAUAGUUUCCUCCAGGCGUGGUUCCCUCCAACUUAUUCUGAGUUUUGUCUCAGAGUUUCAAUCCAACCUUAAUGCUAUAGUCUGAAAUGUGAAAUUUGUGGCCAACAACUUGAUUGACAUACCUGGGGAGAACGCUAGUCUGUGUGGUUUAUUAGGAUGAAGAUGUGUGCUUUGCCAUAAUGUAUUGUGAUGUCCUGUGUUGUCUUGUCUGCCACCAAACACUACCCCCACCACCCCACACAUGUUGUUUUUGUUCUUUUUCUAUUAGUUACAAUUGCAGGAGAGCUGAUUCAGACUGUAAAGAGGGAGACAUUUGACUUUGUGAAAGUAAUGUUGCUACUGAAACAUUAAUUUUGCAGUUUUACCACUAAGGGCUAAAUAUACAUUUUCCUGUUUAAUUCUGUGGCGAGAAAUGUUAGGUUUGAAAGCCAUCAAGGAGAUGCAGUAUAGUAUGUAUUAAUAGUAUUAUUUCUAAAUGGACAACUGGGACUCCUGUGGAGCUCAUUUUAACAUUGUUCAUGUUUUAACAUUGACAUGCUGGACUUGUAAGAAUCUUAUAGCCAGUAAACUAUUGCCAGUAAUCUUAAUGCCAGGCGGCAACUGAGGGGUGUUUCGCCCUUUUUGAUGAUUUGCAGCAGCCUGUUUAUUAGAACGGAAAUAAGAAAUUGUUACAGAAUUUUUUUUUUUGUUUCUAUGAUAUAAUUCAUUAACUGUGUGGAAAGAAAACCGUAAUGAGAAUUUACAAUACUUUGCUGUCUUUACACUUAAAAACACAACAAAUAUAUUAACAAGAACAAGAAAUUUCUAAACAUGGUUAUAGUUCUUUGCAGUAUGUGCAACAUCACAAAAGCAUAUUUGUUUAUUUAGAAUUACUGAAGAAUUCUUGAAAUCCUGAUAUUACUGUUGCAGGCUCAAUGUCAAUGUUGUAGACUCCCUAAUGCUACUUUUACUUUUGUCUGUGUGUGUUUAUAAUGAUUGCAUUAAUUGGGUGAUAAAAUAUAUAUUUUACUCUGAAAUGUUCUGAUUACAGUCUUAUCUUUGAAAUAAAAUGUAGCUUUAUGAAAAGCUUAAUUAGGGAUGGUGCUGCCACACAGCUCCAGGGACCUUGAUUCAGUUCCUAGCCAAGUAGCUGCCUGUGUAGAGUUUGCAUGUUUUUGCUCUGAUUUCCUCCCACAUCCCAAAGACAUGCUUGUUACAUUUGCUGAUGACCAUAAGUGGCCCGGUGUGAUUGAGGGUUGUAGUAAGUAGUAGACUGGUGUUUCAUUUAGGCUUAGCUACUGCUUUGUGCCCAGUGUGGCUGGGAUAGUGUGUUUAGAAAGUAGAUUGACAUACUUUAGUAUCUGAAUGUUGUGCUUGGUCAUUAAUGUUCCAUAUGACUACACAAUUCAGGCAUGACAAGAAAUUACUUCAUGGUAAUUUCUUGAGGCCAAUUUCAUUAUUAAACAUUGAGAUAAAAUGACAUUGAUAUAGCAACUACAUUUGAAAGUAUAAGCUGGAAUUUUAUGAAUUUAAAUAAUUGAGAUUCCAAAAAAUAAAGGCUCAUGACAUUUUUUUCUAGACAGAAUAAGUAAUGUUUCCAUUUUCAGAAAGUCGGUACAAUUUGGAUCCACGGGUAUAGUCUUAGGCAAGAUCAUCUGCAUUAUGGAAAGUUAUCUUUCAUAUAUCAUCACGUCUAUGACAUUGGCGAUUUUCACAGUUGUUUAUGGUGCAUCAUGUUGGAGACACAUGGAUAAAGUAUCCAUCUGUGACCUACACGAUCUAUAAAACUUGGACAUUUUUAUAAAUAAAUAUUGCGAAAGCAUCCUACUCCACCCUUUAAACAUUUGUAUGUCCACACUGCUACAUUUAUGUUUAAAAACAGUCAUUACUGUCCAUUUUCGGCUUACGUCCACACUACCCAGCGUUUUCAAAACCCCGUCCAGCGCCAUAUAGUUCUAAAAAUGCCAGCUUAGCAUUGCAAUGUGAAUGGCUGAAAACACAGACUCUAAUUGCAUUCUGAUUUGUUUGUGCUUUUUAUGUAGCCUUUUCCCAGUUGGAUCCUGCCCAUUACAACGUCGCACUCCCUCAUGGGUCACCUUUCUUUGAAGAAAACCAUAUUCCAACAUAAGUUACUUCCCAUGGUGCUUGUUGUCCUGCAUACCUGUACGCACCUAAAUUAAAUUUGGUACAAUUUGAAUGCUGCAUACAUCUGCAAGAAGCAAAUACUUUACUAGGCGAUAAAGUUUUGUGAUACAUCCCAUGGCCAGCAGCAGUUCCAUCCCUUCAAGGAUUUUUCUGCCUUUGCGGGCAUGUAUGUCCAAUGUAGGCGAACAUCUCCGUGGUAUGCAGUUUUGGUCCUUAAGUAUUAUUAUCCUUUUCGUAAACGAUGUGAAAACACUAGUGUGGACAAAGAUCAUUUUUUGUUUAAAACCACUGUUGUUAAAUGAACAUGUAGCAGUGUGGAUGUAACCUUAAUUAAAAGAGCAGCAUAUCUGUCCAUUAGAAAUGUCUUCAUAAUGGCAUGGAGUUACGCUGCAAAUAUUUUACGAUUACGAUGUACAAAAAGGUGUCACCUAGUUUCAGCUUCAAAUACAUUUAUUUACGAAUUGUCUUAUCUUUCUGAUUUAAAACCUGUUUCUAAUCCUUUCCUUUUUAUUUGAAUUUAGAGUAUUUGCUCUAUAUUUAUUAAUUAAAAGCGUUUUAACUAAGAAGAAUAGGCACAUGAAGAAUGUAUACAGUGAGAAUUAGAUAAAAAUAGACAAAAUCUACAACCUGAAAUUGUUCACAUACUCAUUAACAUUGAUCCAUUUUUCUCCAUCAAUACAAUUAUAAGUCAUGUUUCCAAACAAUUCUGUGAACAAUUACUCAUCCUAUGAGAACAUGCAAUGUGUUUUAUUGAUUAAGAAAAUAAGAAAGGCAAUUGUAAGCAACAACGCUCCAUUGUGAUGAGCUUCUCAAGCCUUUUAGAGCAGAAGAUUUAACCUUUGCAAUUCUGCUUUCUUUAAGACCAACGCUGAAUUCUUAAUGACUAGCAUAAAGGAUACACUAUAUCGGUCCAGUCUAAGAAGUUCAGUGAAGUUAGAAGCAAAGAAAAAUGUGUCAUGGUAUGGACCAGAUAGUCAGAACAAAUCAAAUACAGUCUGUGUGACUGCAUUAGAACAUUCUAAUUCACGCUCACCUACCGUAUUUAGUUUGCGUUAUUAUUAUUAACCCCAUUUCUAGCAUUGAGAUAAAUCUGGACUGGGGUGUCAGCCAUUCUUCGCAUUUCCACCUUUCAAAAUGGUGACAAUAUUUUUUUUCUUUAUCUUUGCUUACUACAGCAGUGUGAUCGCUGAAGUGCCUUAUACCGAUUACGAAGCUGCCUGAUCUGUGAAAUGAAUACAACAGUAGAUCCAGUCACUUAACAGCAGCACAAAUAUCAAAUAAUUAAUAGGUAAUAAAAAUGAUGUACAUGAGGACAUUUCUUUGAAACAAUCAUAAUAUUUAAUUUGCACUUUCAAGAUGUUUUUCAUAUAUACUGAAUUGGAACAUCACCCAAUUGAAAAAGGGAAUAUUACUGUUAAGCUCACAUUAAAACAGAAAUACCAAUCAACUGAUCAAAAGCCAUCAAAAUUGUAUACCAAAGAAAAUUAAGUAGAAGGGGCAUUUGUCUGGAAUAUUUUAGUUGUGUAAAAGAAAAGAAUAUAUCCACAAAUAUUUCAAAACACGCAAAUUGUUUUUCUGUUACUGAUGGAUUGGCACUCAAUUAUAAGUGCUUCAAACAUUUGUCCUUUAUACAUACGUACAGUGUUAACAGUUUUCCCCGCAAUUUGCUUAAUGUCCUUUUCCUAAUAAUUGUCAGGAGCCUAAAACACAGAAUGAGAUACAGGGAUGUGGUCUUGAGUGGGCAUGGGAUGGCCAAUGCCGACCCAAAGGGUCAUCUGUUGACUCAAUGAGAAAAAAAAUCAGUAAAUAUAAAGUUUUACAUUUUUGGCCAUUUGAAGUGACCACCCCUGGAUUGACAUCCUAGUAACGCCACCAAGGGGGUGACACGGUGACACGUUUAUCGACCCUCCAGCGACUUCGGUUUCAGGUUACUGUUUGUGUGGAGGUCUCUGACAUCUGCAAGGCUUUUCUCCAGGUCCAUUUCCAGCUGCGUCCUCAAGAGGUGAAUACUCAUGUAAAGACCCAAUAUGUACACGAGCAUAUCCUCCCAUCCACACAUACAGUAGGUAAUGCCUUAUGCCCAGUGCUGCUAGACUAGGCCCAGGCUCAGGAAGAUGACAAAAUGAAAGAAUCAAUCAGUUAAUAUUAUAAUGUAUUUAAACAUAUUUUGAAGGGAGCUUUCUCCCAUUUUUACACAUACGAGUUAUAUUUGUUAGAGCUUAAGUUGCAUCUCUCCAUCCCAUAAUAGCUCAUUCAAUAUCAAAAACCAUCUUGUCUUAUAAGCACAUUUUUCCCAUUCCCUUGACUGAAUUAGUCAUUGGAAAUGAACUGCUGGCACCAGGUUUUCUCACAUGUUCAGAAUCUUAUAUUUUGUGUUUGUUUAUCUACUGUAUUUAAAAUAUAGAAGGUAAUGAUAUUUCCAACAAAAUUUUCAAUAAGGCUGUAUUAUUUGGAUUUGAUGACAAUAACUAAUACAUCAAUAUGCACAUUUUAAUCAUUUGGAUUUGAUGACAUCCAUUAAUAUAUCAGUACGCAGCUUUCAAUGUGGCUGUAUUGCUUGGAUUCGAUGACCGCACUGCUACAAACUAGUUCUGGAAAUGAACAGAUAGCUGCCCUUUUCAAAUAUUUAUAUUUUAUUGACGAGUGACAAUUAAAUAACUUUUUUUCCAGAACAUAACACGGAUAUUUAGUGCAUCAUAUACAUUAUUUAUUUCACUUAAGAAGAGAGAAAUGCUAAGAAUAGUUUGGUUUUCUUUUGUUUGUUCUGUUAACCUGUGUGCUUCCUGGAAAGAAGAAAUGCGAUAUUCAUUAGAAAGAGCUAUUUUGAUUGGGGAGCUGUAAGUUCAUACACACUCUAAAAGUUAAUAUGUGCCGGAUUGAGGGAACAAUAUUGAAUGAAAUGUUUAAAUAUAAUUCUAAUAAUAUAAUUAAUAUAUAUUAAUAAUUAAAUGUUGAGUGUUCCUGCGAAAUUCACAAUUCAGUGAUGUACUACUGGAACUGCAAGCAGUGCAACAAAACCUAAAAUACCCUUCUGUUCAUACUCAGAGGCAAAUUAUCCAGAAAGGACCCCCUCCUAAGUCGAUGCACCAAGUGUCACGGCUUAAAGGCUGGGGUCUGUAGUCCUGAGCAUGUUGGGCUGCACUGCUGCUGGUGGGAGAGACCACUUCAGGACAGCCCUUAAUAGAGUCAGUUAUCUUCCUUAAUAACACUCACUUUUACAGUUUGUUAAUCUUUUAUUAUAAAUAAACUCUUAAUAACACUGACACUAAAACCAGGGUGCCACCUUGUAUAAAUAAUUUGGGUUAUUGACUUCAAAGUCCUGACAAAUGUUACAAAACGCCUUUGGCUACAUCUACACCACUACCUUUUCUUUUAAAAACACAGACAUUAGUCUCCAUCUUCACCUUUUGUCUACACAACUGCUAUGUUUUUAACUUCUGAAAAAUGAGACUUGUGAAAAUACUCUCCACUGCCAUAUAUUUCUGAAAACACCCAUUUGAAAUUUCAGUGUGAAUGAGCAAACACGUAGUUCUGAAAACGCAGACUCUUAAUUAUGCACUGAUUUGCGCGUGCUUAUUACGUAGCCCUUCGAUGAUUGGAUUCUACCCACUGCAACAUCUCAUUGCCUUAUUGGUCACCCUUAGCAGAAGACAACCAUAUUCUAAAACAGUGAACAUAGUGAAGUUGCUUUUCAUGGUGCUUGUUGUGCUGCUUACCUGAAUGCACCUAAGGUUCAUUUCGGACAGUUUGAAUGCUGCAAACAUGCACAAAAGUCAAAUCAUUUACCAGUCACUACAGUUUUGCAAUAAAUCAUGUUAGUUGUCGUGUUAACGGCCCUUCUGAGGAUUUUGUUUUAACAUCUACAGUAUGUUAUAUGUGUUUUCAGUCAUUUUAAUAUAGAAGGAGAUACUGUCCACUGCUACUGCCGUUUAAAAACUCCAAUUUUAAAUGAAAACGUAGUAGUAUGGAUGUAACCUAUAGGUGAACCAACAGACCAUCUUCUCUUUAAACAUUUAAAGGAAACAUUUCUUUUCAAUAAAGGCUAUAUUAAGUUGAUUAUAAUAAUAAGUUAGAUAUUACAAUUUACAGUAGUUAAAGGAAAUUAAAAGCAAUGAAUGUUAUUGUUUGAAACAUUUUCUUUUAUAGGGGGGAGAAAUCAGUAGGGUUCAUAUCUUACUGUUCAUCAAUGUCUUUAAAUAGUUUAGAUAGAAAAUUCAUUAGUUUAAAAAAAUGUCAAUGAUCAUUUGCUUAAUUAUAUUGUUGAAGUAAUUAGGAGAUAAGGUGAUGUUCAUUUUUUUCUUGCUAUAUUGUGUAUUAUUUUUUAUUGUGUGAUAAGAAUGCUUUAAUUAUUUUUUCAGUGUUACUGUGCAUUCCUCAUUCUAACACAUGCAUAAUUGUAAUUUUACAUUUUGCUCAGAUUUCAGUAAAACAAAGCAAGCCAUCAAAAGGGCUGUUGCUCUCAAACAGAAGAAAUAAACCAAGCAGUUUUACAGAGAGGGAGAGAGGGGGAGAUCUAAAAUCAAGUUGUCAUAAUGUCAUGCUAUUGCACCUUAACGAAUGCCAUAAUGCAUAUUAGAAAUACUCCCUUUUUUAUUGUAAAUUUCGUAUGAAGGAAAUAGAAAAGUUGUCUUAUUGAUUAACUAUCUAAACCCAAGGCUUCCUCCCAGUUGUGGAAACAAAAAGACCUGAUUGAGUCAAAAACGUAUAUUUCACUUGUUUGCAUUUUCCAGACUAUUUCACUUGCAAUGCUGCACAUGACUAUUGUUUGUCAAAUGCAUCAUUUAUAGCAAUAAGCAUCUAUCUGACAAUCCUUCCCACCUGGGUAACGUUUUGUUUUGUUUUUUUUGCGCUUUUCAGUAAAUUAUAUAACUAUUUCAAUGUGUAUCUGGUUCAUGGUUUCAUAAGCCUUCAAAGCAAAUGGAAUUUAUUGAGCAUCUCUUGAGAUUGUUACAAUAAUUAGUUGAGCUGUGCUUGCUGGUGAAUAAAGAAAGAAGUGUUAAAAAGUCAAGACUAUAAAUACCUCUGCAAUCUGUUUCCUUCAGAAUGAUUGGAAUAUAAACACCAUUAAGCCCCUUGAUUACAUUAUAAGACUGUCAGGAAUGAAUUAAUGUGUUCAACAACAUGUUAAAGAAUGUUAAAAUAUUUUUUUAAUCUUUAAUAAUGUAAUAUUGCUCAUGAAGAAUCGUUAGUUUAAACAUGUGAGAUGUGAUGUUAUAAACUGGUGGAACUGGACAGCUGUGGAUUUCUCAAAUAUCCUCUCAGUUGCUUGUAUAUUAAUCUUAACCUGUUUUAAAUAUUUUUUUUCCUCUUUUUUUAAAUCACAAAGGAGUUUUGUGGCUGGGGUGGGGGGAGUGUGUCAUUUUUGUACCAUUUUUUGUGACUUGCAUAUCUGAAUGGAGUAACCAAUAGCAAUCAAUUUCCUGGCAACUGUGCACAUUUUAGUAUUAGCUACUAAAUGAAUCAAUUGACUGUGUGAUUAAUCUGUGUACUAAUAGCUACAAUAAAAUCUGAAAGGGAAAACAGGA
This is a messenger RNA of Polypterus senegalus (gray bichir), 13753 nucleotides long. RefSeq names its product NDRG family member 2 (gene ndrg2). The record is from RefSeq and is a predicted model, not a curated record. NCBI's taxonomy places the organism in Eukaryota, Metazoa, Chordata, Cladistia, Polypteriformes, Polypteridae. The coding region runs from base 174 to 1280 and encodes 368 amino acids. Gene Ontology annotation, biological process: signal transduction. Gene Ontology annotation, cellular component: cytoplasm. The transcript has 16 exons.